AUGGGGCGUAAUGAAGAGAGAGAGGAAAAGUUGCUUGAGAGGUGUCCUCCUGGCCAUGAGGGCACAAAGUUGAUCGACAUACCCGCGACAAUUCUUGAUGCAUCUGGUGCCAUCAUCGCAUGGUACCUCCCAGAUGCCUUGACCGAUGCCACCCAGAAUGAAAUUUGGGCGGCCUCGGAUUUGCUAGCUCCCAUGCUCGAACAAAGCAUAAAGCUCGAUGGGAUUUGGCGGACUAAUCAACAGUGGUUCACACCAAGCUCGGAAAAUGAUGUCCUAACUCCCGGAUGCGUUAAUUUAUCUCCGGCAUGGUUUCAGCAGGGGCACGAGAAUCAGUCCGAUCCGGAGGUAUCUGCAUCAUUGAAGGGACCAUCCUCCGAGAACAUCCUCAAAGCCAUUGCGAGGCCAGCAGCCAUUGCCACAGCGGCACUCAGGGUGAUGCAUCCUGAGCAGUACUGGGCAGGGUUGCAAGCCUUUGGAGCCUCGGAGAAAAGGCACGAAGCAAGGAACUGCCGAAGAUGUCAGAGACUCUCCAGUACUGGGCAACUGGUGUUUAACAGCCUCACCGUCAUAUGCAAUCGGGAAACCCCGAAUCAUCGAGACCCCUCAUCGAUUUCUGAAUGCUUCGAUAUUCUCACUAGUGUGGGGAAUUAUUCUAAUGCUUGGAUGAGUAUGCCAAGCCUGCAGCUGGAGUUAAGGUACGAUCCGGGGUGCAUGAUUGCAUUUUCGGGAAGGAUUGUCAGACACGCGGUCUAUGCAGUGGAAGGGGAUCGGAUUGCCUGGGCAUGGUAUAUGAGGGAUGCUGUUCAUGUUUAUGCUGGGAUUCCGUCGUGUGGAUGGGCAAGGUUGGAUUGGAAAAGUAGAAAGGUAGUACCCGUGUUAGUACCCACCUUCAAAUAA
Molecule: messenger RNA, 897 nt
Organism: Suillus subalutaceus
Lineage: Eukaryota; Fungi; Basidiomycota; Agaricomycetes; Boletales; Suillaceae
Exons: 3
Coding region: 1-897 (298 amino acids)
Source: RefSeq, a predicted model, not a curated record